Molecule: messenger RNA, 1473 nt
Organism: Nezara viridula (southern green stink bug)
Lineage: Eukaryota; Metazoa; Arthropoda; Insecta; Hemiptera; Pentatomidae
Source: the annotation of a GenBank genome assembly
AUGGACUUGACGGAGACGCCGCUGGACCUGAGGGAACAGCGCCCUGCCGAAGAAGAGGAAGUCGAGGGCAAAAAGCCGAGCCUUGUCAAGCCGCCUUAUUCCUACAUCGCCCUCAUCACCAUGGCCAUCCUCCAGUCCCCGCACAAGAAGUUGACACUUAGCGGGAUCUGCGAAUUCAUCAUGACACGGUUCCCGUACUAUCGGGAAAAGUUCCCGGCCUGGCAGAACUCGAUCAGGCACAACCUCUCUCUCAACGACUGCUUCAUCAAAAUCCCAAGAGAGCCAGGAAAUCCCGGAAAAGGCAACUAUUGGACAUUGGAUCCGAUGGCCGAGGACAUGUUCGACAACGGCUCAUUUUUGCGGCGGAGGAAGCGGUACAAGAGAGCUGCUCCUGAGGUGGUGCCGCCGUACCACUACCCGUACCUGGCACCAAUGCCGCCUCCAGCUCUCCUGCCUCCAGGUCCUCUGGCAAGGAUCCUCUUGCCAUGUCCUCCUCGACCGCGGCCUUCCUUCUCCAUCGAGUCGCUGAUCGGGAACCCGGAUCCAGAGCCACGCAGCGCCUUCACUCCUCUUCACACCACAGCUUGGGCAAGGAGCUGUGAAGUUGUCGAGUUAGCAUUUAGCAAACCUCACCAGAAUGCGUUGGUGAUCUAGUCUUCACAAAGUCCGGGAUUUCGCAGUGAAUUUCGGACAUUGGGUAAAUAAAGAUUUUUCUUUUGUAAAUUUUGUAUUUAAUUUAUUUGAUGAAGAAAUUCUAUGAUUCACCAUAAUUUCUCAUUUGAAUAUGUAACAUAUUUUAUAGUUGUAAAAAUAUAAUCUCCUUUUCAUUUUUAUUUUUGAAUUGUUUUUUUUUUUUCUAUUUAUUUUAAGUUAUUAUAAUUUUGUUGAUCAGACUGAUUAUUUUAUAGUGCAUUUAUUUUUGUAUAUUGUUUAAUAUUUUUUACACAAAAAAAAUUGUAAUUUAUGGAUGGGAACAAAAGGGGAACCUUCAAGUUAAUGUGUAUCAUAUUAUAUAUAAAUAUAUAUAUAUAUAUAUUGUUUAAAUUAUUCAUUAGGUAUAAUUAGUUAGUAAAUGAUUUGUCUAUGAGAGGUGAAUAAGAAAGUUUUAUACAAAGAUAUAGUAUAUUGUUACCAAUAUUGUGUAAUAUUAUCAUAAUUAAUGUAAAUUUAAUUAAACUAAAAUAAUGAGUGAAAAUUAAAAAAAAAAAAGCUUAAAGCAAUUUUUAAAAUUUUCUUUAGUCGAUUUACUAUUUCUUCCAUUGUAUCUACUACACAUUAUUUAUUGUGACGCUAUAUAUAUUAAAUAAAAAUAUAUAUAUCUGUAUACGUAUGAUUGUAUUUGUUGUACAUGUGUAAUAUUUCCGUAGCUGUAUAAAUAGGUGAUGCAGUAAACAAAUAAAUCGUUAUAAUUAUAUUUAUUCUUUAAACCAAAUGUAGUUCUUUUUUAUUUUUAUUUAGAUAAAUUAUUCCCGA